UUUGUAAUAAUUGAAAUUAAUGUUUGCAGAUUUGAUGGGAAAGAUUUUCUGUGGAGAAUGAGGGGAAAACAUAUAAUGUUCGUCGGAGAUUCAGUUAGUGACAAUCAUUGGCAAUCGCUUCUUUGCCUUCUCCAAUCCUCCGUGCCCGGUUCCAAUAUGAUCACCGUCCCUAAUAAUAAUACCGCAAUCUCUACCGUCAAAUUUCAGGUAUGCAUGCAGGGAUACGACGUUUGGAUCUCAGUAUACCUAACGCAUUAUCUAGUAGACAUCGAAAACGAGAAGAUCGGUCGAGUUUUGAAUCUAGACUCGAUUAAAGCCGGAGAGACGUGGAAGCAAGCCGAUGUCUUGAUCUUCAACACUUGGCUUUGGUGGUACCGCAGCGGACCGAAGCAACCGUACGUCGUAUUUAAUUUUGCAAAAUGCAGGUGGGAUUAUAUUGAGAAUAAUGGGAAGAUAGUGAAGGAUAUGGAUAGGAUGGCUGCAUUCCGUAAAGGAUUAGAGACAUGGGCAAAAUGGGUACAAACAGAUGUUAAUCCUUCUAAAACCAAAGUUUUCUUCCAAGGAAUCUCUCCAUUCCAUUACCAUUGUAACAAAAUUAAUUAUAUUAAAUUUCUUCUGAUUUUUUUUAUGACGAACGACAGUGGGAAAGAGUGGAACGAGCCAUCGGCGACAAAUUGCUCGAACGAAACAACACCGGUGAACGGAACAACGUAUCCAGGUGGCGCACCAUCAGCACUGACUGUACUGAAACAAGUACUGAACACAAACACUUCACCGUCGAAACCAGUGCAUUUGCUGGAUAUAACUCUUUUGUCGCAGCUGCGAAAAGACGGACACCCGAGCAAGUACAACGGCUUCCAUGGAAUGGACUGCACACAUUGGUGCCUUGCUGGCGUGCCCGACACCUGGAACACGAUUCUCUACUCCGAGCUCCGAUCGUAAUUCGUUGCGUCAUUACUUACUUUGCAUGCAUAGACGAAUUUUUGUCGGAAUUAUAGACAUUAAUUUAUGUGAUAAUAAUAAGAUGAUCAACUUAUAGUA
Messenger RNA from Erythranthe guttata (spotted monkey flower), 1041 nucleotides. Lineage: Eukaryota; Viridiplantae; Streptophyta; Magnoliopsida; Lamiales; Phrymaceae. The record is from RefSeq and is a predicted model, not a curated record.